AUGGCUACGCAAAAAGAUAAGUCAAAAGUGCACAAGUUGUCGUUGAAGGGAUCUUCGAAACUGGUAGCAGAAUUUUUUGAAUAUUCCAUCCAUUCCAUUUUGUUUCAACGAGGGGUAUAUCCAGCGGACGAUUUUACAGCUGUCAAGAAAUAUGGCCUGAAUAUGCUUGUAUCUUCCGACGAUCAAGUCAAGGCGUAUAUAAAAAAGAUCAUGUCGCAGCUGAACAAGUGGAUGAUUGGCGGCAAAAUAUCCAAACUUGUCAUUGUUAUCACUAACAAGGAAUCUGGGGAGCAUGUCGAGAGGUGGCAGUUCGACGUCCAAAUAUUCAAUAAGGAGAAGUCGUCUCGAAACCGCUCCGGGCAUAAAGCGCCAUCUGAUAACGAGAAUACUCCAAUGUACGUAUGCUCCGACUAUAUUCCUCCUCCGCUGGAAUGUAUACCGCAUGACUCGCUAUUCCAGGGCCUAGCUUACCUGAAAAUCUCAAAAUUCAGCACAUCGGAGUCCCCCACUCCGACAACCCCUCCGCCCGAGAAAUCUGAGAAAGAAAUCCAAGAAGAAAUUCAGGCUAUCUUCCGCCAAAUCACAGCAUCUGUCACCUUCCUCCCCGUUCUGGAUGGCAACUGCACCUUCAACGUGCUCGUAUAUGCGGACGCUGAUUCCGAAGUUCCCAUGGAAUGGGGCGAUAGCGAUGCGAAGGAGAUCAAGAAUGGGGAAAAAGUGCAGCUUAGAAGCUUUAGUACGAGCAAUCAUCGCGUGGAUACGCUGGUUAGCUACAGGCUUGCUGAUUAA
Messenger RNA from Paracoccidioides brasiliensis Pb18, 789 nucleotides. RefSeq names its product spindle checkpoint protein MAD2. The record is from RefSeq and is a predicted model, not a curated record. Gene Ontology annotation, cellular component: kinetochore; cytoplasm; nucleoplasm. Gene Ontology annotation, biological process: mitotic spindle assembly checkpoint signaling. Bases 1 to 789 code for a protein of 262 amino acids. The transcript has 8 exons.